GAGAUGCAUCUUUAAUUGGGAUUACAAACUUUUUCCGUGUAGGCUCAUAGCAAAUGAAUUUCAUCUCUCUUUUCUACUACAUCGGCGGGCGUACUUGCCUGUCUGUGCCUGUUGCUGGCCGCCUCUCUCUCUCUCUCUCUCUCUCUCUCUCUCUCUCUCCUCUCUCUCUCUCCUCCUCUCUCUCUCCUCUCUCUCUCUCUCUCUGUAACAGACUCCAUAGUCUCUCUCUCGCAUCAUCUGUCUGUCUGCAAGAAAGAAAAGAAACCCCAAACGCCUUGCUCGAACGAUGAAUCCGUUCUUUCUCCAUUUCUCCUGAACCUGUCCUUCUUCUGUCUCGAGAGAGAUCUUCUUGGGCAUGGAGGCUGAGUCGUCGUGCUGUGCCCCCAAGAAGAGCGAGAAGUACCAGUUGCUGGAGGUGAACCUCAUAUCAGCCCAGGACCUCAAGCCUAUCAUCCACUCAAACAAGACCAUCCACACCUACGCUGUAGCAUGGGUCGAUCCACGCAAGAAGCUUCGCACCAGGGUCGACACGCUUGGCCGAGAAAAUCCAACCUGGAACGACAAAUUUAUAUUUACAGUCGACCAAUCCUUCCUCUCCGGUGAGAGCUCUGCCAUUAGCAUAGAGAUCUUCUACGUCCGCUACCUCCGAGACGUGCUGGCAGGCACUGUGCGCGCCCUGGUGGCCGAUCUUAUGAAGGGAGGAGGACUGAGCUUCGCGGCCUUGCAGGUGAGGAGGCCAUCAGGCCGGUUUCAUGGGGUCUUGAAUCUUGGGUUGAUUGUUCUUGAUGCUAACAAUGCCAUUGGAGCUUUGCCGACCUCCCCCUCUUCCUCUUUCCAUGGUUUUGCCCUGAACUAUCGAGAGUUGAUGGGUAUCAAGACGCGUUCCAUAUCUGGUGGUGGAGAUGGAAGGGGCAAGUCUCAUCACAGGAGGAGGGAUGAAGGUGAUAAGGCAUACAAUGAGAGAGAGUCGAAAGAGAACGAUGAUGGGGGCGGCAGUAGAGGAAGGAUGGUUUGUGACGCUAGAAAGAAGGAAAUGAGGGUUCUGAAAAGCAUUGACAUUAAUGGGGUUGGAUGGGGGGGAAAUUAUGGGGUGAAGUCGAAGUUUGGAGAGAAGAAGUUGGGUCGAUUUAUUGGCUCAGGGAACUUGCCGGGUAAGAAGUGUAGUAAAGGAAAUGGCGUUGAGAAGGAGCAAUUGAAGAAUGAUGGUUUUGAAGAGGAAAGUGUUCUGAAUUUGGGGGGUGCUGCUGAGACUCAGAAUUUUCAGAGUAAAUUCCACAUAGAAGAUGAGGAGAGUUAUGGGUUCGAAACCGAUGAUGGUCCACUGGGCUCGAAAGGAGGGAAGAUUGAAACAGGGGAAUUAGUGAGGGUGGUGAGGAAGAAAGGGAAUGGAGAAAAAAUUUCAGAUGAAGAGGAGGAAAGCUUUGAAUACUGUAUGAAUGUGAAUGCAGCAGCAACUGCUUUGUGGGGCUUCAUGAUGCAUCAUCAGAGGAAGGGUAUGGGAGCUGCAAAGAUCCAUUUGAGUCCCUCUGAUGAGAAUUUCCAGGCUUCUCGACUUGGUAAUGCUUCGUGAAUGGAUGUCCUUUUUGCUCUUUGUUGCCUUUUUGCUUUCUGCUUGUAUCUGUGUUUUGUUUGUCUGCCGUGUUUUACUUUAGUUUCCUUCCUCUGUCCAUUUCAGAGAGAGAGAGAGAGAGGGUCGGACCAGUGUAUAUUUAUGUAAAUCUGAAAGCCAUAUUCUUCUUGCUA
Amborella trichopoda is the source of this 1743-nucleotide messenger RNA. RefSeq lists its product as uncharacterized. Lineage: Eukaryota; Viridiplantae; Streptophyta; Magnoliopsida; Amborellales; Amborellaceae. The record is from RefSeq and is a predicted model, not a curated record. Gene Ontology annotation, biological process: defense response.